Messenger RNA from Morchella importuna, 840 nucleotides. RefSeq lists its product as uncharacterized. The transcript has 3 exons. Lineage: Eukaryota; Fungi; Ascomycota; Pezizomycetes; Pezizales; Morchellaceae. Gene Ontology annotation, biological process: CENP-A containing chromatin assembly; chromosome segregation. The record is from RefSeq and is a predicted model, not a curated record. Bases 1 to 840 code for a protein of 279 amino acids.
AUGCCGCCCAAACCCGGCGCCCCGCUGUCCAACACCUUACUAAUACCGCACACACCGUCGACGCGCCGCCUGCUGUCACGGCUCACAAAAGACCUCCUCCUCGAGCUGGUGCUGGGCUCGUGGCUAGACGCUACAAAGACGCAGACCUAUCAGCCGAACUUUGCGCCCGUUGAAGACGAAGACGACGAGGACGAGGAUGAUGAAGAGGAAGAGGGGGGAGGGGAAGGAGAGAGAGGUAUAGAGAAGGCAAGAGAGGCGUACGAGGCCAUGAAGCGCCGCGCCGUGAAGGGGAAAGAGGUUGUUGAGCGUGUGGUAGAGCGCGAAUGGCGGGAUGGACUGAACCUGCUACAGAUUGCGGAGCUGGACUACUCCUACCUCCUCUCCCACCCCACAACGCACAAAUGGACCGCCUCCACCCUGCACCCCCUCAACCGCCCCACGCCCCACGCCCCACCCCCCACACCGCGCUUCCACGCCCCCACCUUCACGCACACCCUCACGAGCACCCUCCGCCCCCUCGUCACAACGCACACCUUCUCCACCCGCCACCCCACCCUCCCGCUACACCUACUCCGCCUGCAACUGCACCCGCACCCGCCCACAGCGCCGCUCUCCCUCCCGCCCGCGAAGCGCAUCUUCUGGCUCGCCUUCCCGACGGCCGCGCCGGGGCCGAGCGUGGGCGUCAAGUUGGAGGGCGCGCAUGUGUUUGCGGGGGUGAGGAGCCUGGUAGAGGCGGGCGUGGUGUUUGAUGGCGUGAAGAUGCCGGGGUGGAUGACGGGCGAGGGCGGGGUGAGCUUUGGGAUGGUGAGGGAUGGGGUGCUGGUGAAGAGGAGGAAGUAG